Funneliformis caledonium is the source of this 540-nucleotide messenger RNA. NCBI's taxonomy places the organism in Eukaryota, Fungi, Glomeromycota, Glomeromycetes, Glomerales, Glomeraceae. The record is from the annotation of a GenBank genome assembly.
AUGCCAUCGAUUAAAUUGAUUUUUCUUACAAUUCUCGUCGUAUUCAAUUUUUGUGUCGUUUCGGAAAUUACAAUUUUAACGCCAAAUCCAAAAUUUUAUGGUGUCAUUAAUGAAACCUUGUUGAUCACUUGGACUUCGAGUGGAAAUGAUGACCCUCAACGUAUUACGAUUAAACUUAUUUCGAAAACUCCAACCGAAUUAUUUACCGGAGAAUACGCGGUGGGACAAAGCAUUCCAACGUCAGACGGAAAAUAUGCAUGGAAUAUAACGGAUAAUUUGGUCGGUGAAAACAACUGGAUAUUAAAAUUUUAUAAUGCUUUGUCUGAAUUGAAUGAAAAAACUACUCCCGUUGCUCAAAGCAAAGAAUUUAGUAUUAAACCUGCCGGUACAGAACCUCCUAAAAAUGAUUCUUCUACCACUGAAAAGAAAAGUGAUAAUUCAAAUUCUGUCACAUCUCUUUCAUAUGCUUCUUUGUUCAUCAUCUUCACAUCAUUCAUUUCUUCAGUCAUUAUGGCUAAUUCAUUAGAUCUUAGAAUUUAA